AUGAAAAAAGUUUUACUAAUUAAUUACGAAUUAAAAUUACUAAAUACGAUACGAUAUUAUUUUAUUUUUUAUAUUUUAUUACUUAAACUUAUAUUAAGAAGUUUAUAUAUAGAAGAUUAUAUUAUUAUUAAACUAAACUAA
This is a messenger RNA of Colletotrichum lupini, 141 nucleotides long. RefSeq lists its product as uncharacterized. The record is from RefSeq and is a predicted model, not a curated record. Bases 1 to 141 code for a protein of 46 amino acids. Lineage: Eukaryota; Fungi; Ascomycota; Sordariomycetes; Glomerellales; Glomerellaceae. The transcript has a single exon.